CCAAAGAACUUGUAUAGUAUCAGAAAUAGCAUUGAUUGAAAUUUUGGAGUCACCCUCAAUCUCUAAAUGUGUAAAAACCAUGGAUUAGAGCUGCGUGAAGGAAGGCCUUCUACUAGUGCUAAGUACAGAACGUCAGUCAGCGUAGUUUAAACGUUUACAGGCUGCUAAAAGAGGAAGCCGUCGUGCAUUUGCCACCGUGACCUCCGAGUUGUAUUGUUUUUGGAAAUAUAAAGCGGGGGGUAUAAAAUAGAUUAAAACAGAUCUGGGCUGGGCCUUUGUUUUCUUUGGUUAUCCUUUAGAUGGAAAUUAUGCCACCUACUCCUGGAUCCGAGAGAAAAGAAUCCCCAAAUUUGGGCAAUCAUGAGUUGGGCGCGCGGAUCAUCUCGAUCAAGAAAGAAGAAAGGAUCACCUGCGCUUGGUGCUCCGACUGUUAUAUACCCGCAACUUGAAGGCGGUAACCCUUUUGAACCGGGUACCAAGAACUACAAAAAAUUGCUGGACAUACGUCGUCGUCUUUAUGAAGUUAGCAGCAAACGUCCUUGUGGUUUUACUAUCAGCGCCCCUGACCCUUUUUCUCCUGAUAACUUCCGCGGAGCAUCAAAAUUCAAUGCCUUUGUUCCUGACAAAACGUUGUUUCCAGGCCCCAGGUUGAAAGAAUCAAAGAUUGCCUGUCCUCCUUCUCAAGAUGGUACAAUCACUCACAUAUAUGUUAUGUAAUGAAGAUUUCCAAAAAUCUCCACUCUCCUUCCCUGACCAAACCUCAUGGGCAUGGUGAUUGAUGGGCAUUUCUCAUUGAUGGGUAUGCCAUGGGUGCUUACCUACUGUAAGAAAUAUGUUCAUCUGUAUUGAAAUCAUCUCUGUGCCCAGGUAUUGCUGAUGUUGAAGUCCUAGAUUCUGAAAAUCAGUAUAUGUGUGCGUGUCUCUGUGUGUGUGUAUAUACAUAUAGUGAAAACUGGAAGCUUUCACAAAAAUUCUGGUCGCAUAUAAAGAUGCAAUAAUCAGACAAUGAUGACUGUCUAUUGUGAUGUGUGUAAUGAUAAUGCUAGGGAUCUAAAAUCUUUGUUUUUUUUUUCUAACUUUAACGCCGUGCUUCAAUCUUAGAAACAAACAAGCUUAUCCUUUGAAUCCCCCAUUUCCCAUAGUGUUUUUUCAAUAAAGAUUCUUUCAUGGCAUUUUCAAGGCACUGGUUCAAAGAGUUUCCUGCAGGUUUUGUUAUUCUUCCUAAAAGGAUUUACGUCUUGGAUAGUUUGAUAUGCUUAUCAUCUUGACAUAUAGUUAGCUGACUUUCUCUGCUUAAACUUCAGAUCACCAUUUCUUUUGUCUGAUUGUUUAGGUCACCUGAAUUAAAGGCUUUACAAAUCAACGGUUACAAAUUUGCACUAGCAAUUGAAAUCAGCAUCAGAAGAGCAAGACAUUGUUCCAGGGAGAGAGGCUCUGAGUUCGCCAUUUAUGGAUCCGACUUUGAGCUACACAGAAGUCACAUAACUUGGAUAUUUAGAAUUACACCUCCAAAGCGAUUAUGUUGCAUCCACAUUGCUCCAACCUAAAAGGUACGGAAAGGAGAGGACAAUGAUCAAAAUAAGAUAUAGACGGAAGUGCCUCACAUUAGCUUGAGGAAAAGAUUUUUCACAUGAGAUACAGCUUGCUCAUGAAGAAACACUACUUCAAGCUGCCCUCAUUCUUCCUCCAAAGAAGCCUAAUAACUCCAAAGAAACAAAUUAGGGAAGUGGCCGCCUGAAACCUAGCUAGGAUCCAGGACAAUUAGGAGUGCAGCGUUCAGUUUUACUACCUUUACCGACAAUAUAUAUUAAUUGGAUUCGAGGUAUGCUAGAUUUAAAAAAAAAAAAAAAUUCCAUGUGUAGUGUUCGAAGAAAUAUUACAAGCCUGUAGAUGGUGAAUACAUACGAUGGUUCCUUACAAAAAGUGGAGUAUAUCAUAUGUAUUGUUACUUUGUUCA
This is a messenger RNA of Rosa chinensis, 1957 nucleotides long. RefSeq lists its product as uncharacterized. NCBI's taxonomy places the organism in Eukaryota, Viridiplantae, Streptophyta, Magnoliopsida, Rosales, Rosaceae. The transcript has 7 exons. The record is from RefSeq and is a predicted model, not a curated record. Bases 361 to 717 code for a protein of 118 amino acids.